Molecule: messenger RNA, 1869 nt
Organism: Venustampulla echinocandica
Lineage: Eukaryota; Fungi; Ascomycota; Leotiomycetes; Helotiales; Pleuroascaceae
Exons: 2
Coding region: 1-1869 (622 amino acids)
Biological process (GO): protein secretion
Cellular component (GO): endoplasmic reticulum membrane
Molecular function (GO): protein binding; guanyl-nucleotide exchange factor activity; GTPase activator activity
Source: RefSeq, a predicted model, not a curated record
AUGGCACCCUUAGUCCCCUCGGCGAAAGCCACGCUCUCCUAUCCGCUGUGGGCAUGCGAUUUCGACCCUCUUGAUUCCUCGCGACUGGUAGUCGGCGGCGGCGGAGGAGCCGGAAGAAGUGGUGUAGGGAAUAAGAUUACGCUCCUGGACACCUCAAAAGCGAGCGAACUUAAAGAAGUCGGCGAAAUCGACCUUAGCAAGGAUGAAGAUAACGUUACGAGUCUUGCGGUCGGCCAGCGGAAAGGCGAAACCACUUUAGUCUACGCCGGCGCGAAUUCGAGGCCAGAGGAUAUAAAGAAGGGGAGAAAUAAGCAUUUCCGUAUCUUUGGGAUUGAGGCCGCUACGUCGGGAACGUCUAAGAUUACUGAGCUUUCGAGGUCGUCGCUAUUUACCGGGACGGAGAAAGACUCGUAUCAGAGACUUUUGCGACUGACGAAGCCAUAUCCAAAUCAACCGCAGCUCGGAGCUAUUGCAACUGGACUUACGAAGAAAUCGGAGAUUGUGUUGUUUGAAACUUCGGCGACACAGCCGAUGAGAUCGAGGGGUGCUGUGCAGAGCAAUAAGGAGCCUGUGGAUGCGGAUUUAAUACAGACCGGGGAAAACGAAUAUAUGUUUGCAUAUUGCGAUGAGCACGAUGUGUUUGUCAAGAAGAUAACUCCCGACAACGACGAUGAGGAACCAAGAGAGGUCUAUAUCACUCCGGCAUCCAGAUCACACGAGAAAGUCACCAUACCUUCGUUCCGAGCAAUGAGGUGGUUAACAAAGGACUUCCUCCUUAUGCUCACCAAUAUCCACGGCAAUAGCGGGGCAGUUCUACAAAUCCUACGACUACCUCCAAGCGGCAAUGGCCACUGCAGGAUCGCGCAAUCACUUCGACUGCCAUCAAGAAUUACCAAGGGCACUGGGCUAGCGGUUGCAAACCUGACACCGCCAUUAUCACCAACUGCCGAGCAGGAUUAUACGCAAUUCGUCAUUGCAGUAGCAGGGCACGACAUUUCCAUCACGCUCUUCAAGGUCAACCUGCAAGUUGAGCGGAGCGUCGCUAUGCCCACUAAAAUCAGGGAGUUCCGCACCUUCAAAAACGUCCAUCCCAACCAAACCACGGGGCUCUGCUUUUCAAACUUCGUCCCGCCCACGCACCCAGUUACAGCCAGUACGCCUCCCCAGUGCUUGAAAUUAGCAAGCAUAAGCGUAAGCAGCACGGUCGUUGUCCACACCCUUCCUCUUUUCCCUGUGCCGCUCUCGAUCAAGCGUGGCCAAUCCAGAACUCCCCGCUACGUGGUCGCUCUCCCGUCUGGCGCAACCGCUAUGGCGAUGAGCCUCGUGCUAUGCACCUUGGGCAUCUUGCUAGGAGCAGUCUUUAUCCAAAGCCUCCUCGAGAUCCGCGGCGCCGCCCCGAAUUGGGUGCAGGCGAGGAGCUUCAUUCCUCUCCGCGUCCAGGAAGUUAUUGGGAGACCGUACGAGUUCCCAGGAGGGUACAAAAGUAGCAUUGCUUCUACAAAAGAUACCUACGCCUCAGGUUACAAUCACCACAUCGGCGUUCCGGCCGACGAUGCCAGUGGCUCCGCCCUACGGCUCCCGGAAAUAUUCUCAAGCUUGAAAUCCGAGAGCGAUGGAACCGGUGUGUUUGUUGUGCACGAACACGCGGACGCUGAAGGCGGAAUUAAAGCCAAGCUGCAUGAUGAGGAAGUCCAUGGUCCGCAUGGUGGGCAGCCAUGGGAGGAGCUGAAGCAUGAGCAGCGCCAGAAGUGGAUCGAGAAGCUUAAACAGGCUGGGUAUUGGGCGGAGGAUAUGGGAGAGACUAUUUUGAAGGGUGUAGUUUUUGGAGAGUUGGGUGCUGCGGUGGGUCAAGCUGUUGCUGGGGGGUAG